Messenger RNA from Dicentrarchus labrax (European seabass), 1244 nucleotides. RefSeq names its product hepatic lectin-like. The record is from RefSeq and is a predicted model, not a curated record. The transcript is spliced from 7 exons. Lineage: Eukaryota; Metazoa; Chordata; Actinopteri; Moronidae. The coding region runs from base 103 to 675 and encodes 190 amino acids.
AGCAGUUUACACAAGCCAUCAGUGCAGUUCUCACACUUACACACUUUAGUAAAUCUUAGGUGGUAAAAAUAUUUUGAGUUUGUCUUUAAAGAGGAGUCUGAGAUGACUUUGGACGAUGAGAACCAACCUGAUGCUUCAUCCAGGGAAAAAAAACUCUACCGACUGGUUGCUGUGAGUUUUGGACUCCUGUGUGUCCUACAAGCUGCUCUCAAUAUUUUUCUGCGUCAUGCUCUCACUUUACAGCUGAAUUCCCUGACUGCAGAGAGAGACGAGCUGCACAGGGAGCUGAAUAAUUCUGCUUUACAGCUGAAUUCCCUGACUGGAGAGAGAGACGAGCUGAAGAGGGAACUGAAUGUUUGGGUUCACUAUUCCAAACAAGGAUGGAGGUAUUUCAAUGGUAAUGUCUAUUAUAUUUCUUCAAUCAAGAAAACCUGGAAAGCCAGUAGAGAUGACUGUCGGCAAAAAGGUACUGACCUGAUGAUUAUCAACAGCGAAGAAGAGCAGGAUUUCACAAGACAAUUGAAGAAUAACAUGUGGAUUGGACUGACUGACAGUGAGACAGAGGGGACGUGGAAAUGGGUUGAUGGGACUCCACUGACCACAAGCUACUGGAUGGAUGGUGAGCCUAACAACUCUGACCUUAAAGAAGACUGUGUCGAAGUAAAACGAACAUGAAAAGAAAAACAGCUGGAAUGAUUUCCAAUGUGAUCUUCCAAACUUCUGGAUCUGUGAAAAGAAAGUGUCUCUGUAACUCAGCAUCCAAACUCACCAGAUGUCUGUAAAUGUUUUUUCUGUCUGCUUUGGUGCUGCAUCCACACAAAGUCAUUUCAAUGAAAAAAUAAUGAAUACCUGCUCAGGUAUUCAUUCCCUGUCCCUUUUUUUUUGUAUUAAAACAAAGUACUGGUGAUUGUGGAGAGCACGAAGGGACAGAAACAGCUGAGACUCAGCAAAGACAAAAUGAUAGAAGAUAUUCAGCCAUUUUUCUGUUUUGGCAUUUCAGCGUAGACCUUCUCAAAAUAAACCUAAAUAUGUUAACGUGGACACACAUUAUUUCUAGGCGUAAACAGAGUUUUCAGAUUUGCUGCCUUAGUGCAGAUCUAGUCUAAAACACAUUUGUUUAUCUGUUAUAAUACACAGAAAAAAAAGAUACAACUAGCUCCACUGCUUUGGUUGCAACAUAAUAAAAAGAGUGCUUUGUAUUGCUCAAUGCUAAAUGUUACAAUAAACAUUUGUUGCAAUCUUCA